Messenger RNA from Cylicostephanus goldi, 501 nucleotides. The record is from the annotation of a GenBank genome assembly. NCBI's taxonomy places the organism in Eukaryota, Metazoa, Nematoda, Chromadorea, Rhabditida, Strongylidae.
AUGAACGCGCUCUCUUUGGGUAUCAAUCUUAUCAUAUGUUUUCAGCUCGUCAAUUAUGCUCAAAAUAGCUUAGAAGAAUUAGUAGAACGAUCCAAGAAGUUGGUCACACUGAUUGACUUGGCUGGUGAUUCCAAAUACUUGAAAACAACUAUACAUGGACUGUCUGGAUACAAGCCACAUUUUGCUUGCUUACUGGUAUCAGCAGAAACGGGUCCCACCGCAGCGACAAAAGAACAUUUGGGACUAGCUGCUGCACUGAAUAUCCCCAUUUUUGUCAUAAUCACGAAGUGGGAUCUUGUUGAAAAGGAGCAGCUGGAGAGGGCCGCUGGCGAUCUUUGCACGGUUGGCACAGUGCCGAUCAUGUGUGUAUCCUCUGUUACUGGUGCUGGUCUCGGUUUGUUCCGGUGCUUCCUGAACGUGCUGCCACCGACGGGUACGACUGGAUCAAGACUACAGCUUGCUUCUCAACCUCCGUUCUUCACAAUCGAAGAGGUGUACAAU